Messenger RNA from Spea bombifrons (plains spadefoot toad), 1643 nucleotides. Its product is annotated as arf-GAP with dual PH domain-containing protein 1-like. Gene Ontology annotation, biological process: positive regulation of GTPase activity. Gene Ontology annotation, molecular function: GTPase activator activity; phosphatidylinositol bisphosphate binding. NCBI's taxonomy places the organism in Eukaryota, Metazoa, Chordata, Amphibia, Anura, Pelobatidae. The transcript is spliced from 11 exons. The coding region runs from base 213 to 1346 and encodes 377 amino acids. Gene Ontology annotation, cellular component: intracellular membrane-bounded organelle; plasma membrane. The record is from RefSeq and is a predicted model, not a curated record.
GCACAUUGCAUGUAUUCUCUUUCUAUGAGGGUUGAAUUUUCACGCUCUGGGGAUAUCCCUUGUUUUUUCAUUCCUUUGAACUGUAUGAGAACACCAGUGUGUAUGUAUCCUGCUAUAUCAUAUCCUGUUAAUCGAAGCUUUGCCUCACACCCUGUGACCCAUUGGGACAUCUUUGGAAAAGUACAGCCUCCUUGUAUAGAUUAUACGGAAAAAUGUCUGGUGAACAUGACUGGAAUAAGACAAGUAUUCGAAAUUUGAUCACAAAAGAAUGGAACACAAAGUGUGCAGAUUGUGGAGCUCCAGAUCCAGGAUGGGCUUCCUUCCCGCUAGGUGUGUUCAUUUGUGUGGAUUGUUCUGGCAUACACCGGAAUCUCUCGGAAAUCAGUAAAGUGAGGUCUUUAACCAUGGACCACUGGGAAGAAACACAGAUUCAGUUUCUUGAAAACCAUGGAAACGACGUAGCCAAAAAAAUAUAUGAGGCUAAUGUUCCUGUGUAUUACUACAAACCGACACAUAAGGAUUGUCAUGUCUUACGAGAACAAUGGAUUCGCUCAAAAUAUGAACGCAAAGAAUUUGUUGGGAAAGGAAUUUCAAACAUUUCUUAUGGUGUGAAGAAAGGAAACCUUUUUAAGAAAGGGCGAGAUAAUGGGCAGUACCUUUCCCGACUGUUUAUCCUGUCCGAGAUGGAUGGCACCCUUAAAUACUUCACAAGACCAGAUGCCAAAGAGCCAAAAGCAGUGAUUAAAGUUGACUCAAUAAAUGCCUCCUUCCAGCCAGAGAAGAUGAAACAAUUUAAUGGACUGCAAAUCACAUAUAUCAAAGACAACAGGACCAGGAAUAUAUUUUUAUACCACUCUGAUGGACAGGAAAUUGUCAGCUGGUUUAAUGCUAUCCGUUCAGCACAGUAUCGUUAUAUGCAAGUUGCGUUUCCUACAGCAAGUGACAAUGAGAUAGUAAGACGCUUGACCCGGAAUUUCAUCAAGGAAGGUUACAUGGAGAAGACUGGACCAAAGCUGAAUGAUGGGUUCAAGAAGAGGUGGUUUACGCUUGAUAACCGUAGACUGAUGUACUUCAAAGACCCUUUGGAUGCUUUUGCAAAAGGUGAGGUGUUCUUGGGAAGCAGCGAGAAUGGUUAUCAUGUGAUGGCAGAGACAAUCUCAAGCAGUCAUGGGAACCCAAUGUGGAAUUAUGGAAUCUCUUUCAGUACACCCGAGCGCACGUAUCUUUUCAGCUGUGAAACUGAGAGUGAGCAGGAGAGCUGGAUCCAUGCAUUUAAGAGUGUUAUAAGUCAACCCAUGACACUCCGCGAAUACACUAUUGAAGCUCAAUUUAAACGUAGACCGUAACACGUCUGACACCAUAUGAACAUCUGGACUGUAAGCUUUUUCCUGAUGACAGCUUAGCGGUCAGUCUAGCAGUGUGUUUCACAUACAGAAUAAAGUAUUGGUCAAGUUUGGUUGAAAACAAAAGAUGAAACAUUGGGAAGCAAACUAAGCAGUUGAAUUUCACCUCAAGAUGAACUAAGUGACAAUGUUGUGCAUACAUUUUGUAUUAAAAGUUCCGAGUAAAACAGAUGUAUGUAAAUACAGCCGUAAAUUCUUUAGUACUUGAGGCCAGAGCAUUAAAAUAUUGAUGUGAUAGGA